AUGGGCAAUGAUGGAGGUACAAUCGCCAAAAGGCAGGAUCUUUUUUCGUUGCACAAACCAAAACAAAAGGAAGCUCUUGAGGAUGAGCAAGUGAAUGUAUGUGCUAUUUCGUAUAUGCCACUAUCUGACCCGGUUGUAGGCGAUUAUAAAGGGUUUCUUUAUCGUAAAGAUAAACUUAUAGAAUACAUUUUGGCUUCGAAAAAGCUGUCAGAAAACCAAAAAAAGGAGCUCAAGCACAUCAGAUCCCUAAAAGAUGUCGUAGAUAUCAAAGUGACCUGGAAAAAUCACCAAAUAGUGUGUCCAGUGACAGAAACGGUUCGAACCAAAAAGAUACAAUUUGCAUAUUUGCGGCCAUGUGGCUGUCUAAUGGCUUAUAAACUACUCGAGAAGAUACGUGGCCAAUUCCGGGACCUGGAUCUUGAAAAUAGACCAAACAGCAGUUGUCCUAAUUGCGGUCGUAGCUUCCAUUUCGAUCACGACGUGGUGAAACUAGGAGAAAGCGACGAAGAAAAUCAUCAAUAUGUAACCAAAGUGCUCAAGGAGUAUCAUUCAGGAAAGAAGAGACUCAAAGAAAAAACCAAAACAAAAUCCACAGAAUCCACCGCAGAAUCCACUUUAGAAACAACUUCAGUAGCACCAAAAAAGUCAUCCACAGAUCCUUCAAACCCAUCGAAACGCUCGCUAUCCGAUACACCUACAGCAAAACGGACAAAAGUGUGA
Molecule: messenger RNA, 720 nt
Organism: Meyerozyma guilliermondii ATCC 6260
Lineage: Eukaryota; Fungi; Ascomycota; Pichiomycetes; Serinales; Debaryomycetaceae
Exons: 1
Coding region: 1-720 (239 amino acids)
Biological process (GO): mitotic DNA replication termination; site-specific DNA replication termination at RTS1 barrier
Cellular component (GO): nucleus
Source: RefSeq, a predicted model, not a curated record